Molecule: messenger RNA, 810 nt
Organism: Naumovozyma castellii
Lineage: Eukaryota; Fungi; Ascomycota; Saccharomycetes; Saccharomycetales; Saccharomycetaceae
Gene: PUN1
Product: Pun1p
Exons: 1
Coding region: 1-810 (269 amino acids)
Source: RefSeq, a predicted model, not a curated record
AUGUCCAACUUCUUUAAACUAUUCUUCACAGCACUGCUGUCAUUCUCGGCGCUCAUACUAGCCAUUGUCGCCUGUGCAGGGUCCACCAAGAACUAUCACCCUCUAAAUGACAUCUUCAUCGCACAAUUAGAUCUCACAGGUCUGCAAUUGAGCAGCAUUCUGCCCUCCUCAGUCGCAUCUAGCGCAAUCUCAUCCGUCACAUCCGCAGUACCAUCGUACAUAAACUUGGGUCUAUGGUCCUACUGCACACUAGAUUCCUCUAAGAAAGUGGUCUCAUGCACAUCACCUAAGGGAAUCCAGAAAUUCAACCUAAACUCACUCAUAUACGAUAACAUAGAAGAUAAUCAAGUCUUAUCCCUCUUAGACUCCAUCUCCUCCCUCGUGCUCCCCUCCAACCUACAGGACAAGAUGACAUACUACAAUGACCUCGUCAAAUGUAUGUUCAUCACUAUCCUCAUCGGUAUCGUCGUCACCUUCUUGAACCUCGUCGUCAAUUUGAUCCGUUGGGUCCUCCAUUUGAGACUUUUGAACUGGAUAGGUAUCUUCUUCUCCUUGAUAGGGUUCCUAUCAUUGCUGAUCAGUGUCGGUACAGGAAUGGGGACUUACAUUUACAUAUCACAUUUGUUGAAAGAUGAUUACGAUCAAUAUGGGAUCUCUUUGAGCUUGGGGAGAAACUAUCUGGGGAUACUUUGGGGUAGUGUCGCUGCUGCAUUGUUGAACUUGUUGCUAUGGCAAACAGUGAGGUACGAUUACGGCAGAACUAAAUACGUGUAUGCUACUAAUCCAAUCGAUGAGAAACCCUUAUUGUGA